AUGUUUGCUGGAGUUGAAAUUAAGCAAUUGCUCGCUGACAACCCACCUAGAAUCAUUGUCAAAAACACCGAGCCUCCGCAAGGGACAGGAAAACCUCAAACUCCCACACAACCCAAAAAAGCUAAACCUGGGAGGAAGCUAAAACCUCUGACUUUUACCAAAGAAAGAGCAAGGUCAGACGGGGAUAUAAGAGACCUACUGAAACGGAAAAGAGACAUGGAAAAGGGGAACAGCUCUCCUGAUUCAGAAUCCGAGAAUGUGGUACAGUCUCUGAAAAAACUUGGCAACGCGACUCCGAUCCAAGACGCUAACCAUGGUACAUUAAAUGCCCACUCCGAGCUGAUGCUUUUUGACUCUUUCUUUGCUGAUAAUCAAGAUGAUCUGGUUGACUCUAACGUGAACGUCAAAUCAAUCCUUCUUACACUCACUAAGGAAAUUAAAUUACUGAGAACUGAGGCUGCGAAUAAUACUGUAAAAUUGGAGAAAAGAAUAGAAACGGCUCAGGAGAGUAAUUCAUCUGCAAUCACUGGACUAAAGAAAGAACUCAAGAAUUUUGAAACAACCUGGGACAGCAAAUGGCAAGAGCUGCAAUCCAAACAGCUGGUACUUGAGACUGAGAUAGCAACAAUCAAGGAGGACCUAAAAUCACAUAGAGCAGGCGACUCAGUGAACUUGGCUCAAGAUGUUAAUCCUAACAUAACUCUCUUGGAAACGAAAAUGAAAAGACUUGACCAACUCAUAGACACACAAGAGAAAGAAGCCAAACGUAUGAACAUAAUUAUCAAAAAUCACACAUGGAGUCUGGCUAAUUUGAAGAAGGAUGCUCAGAGCUUUCUUCAGGAUAAGUUCAACGCGACGGCUGAAUUAAUGGACAUUAACCCAGUCGACAAACUAGGCAAAGUAAUCCAAGUUAAGCUGGGAUCUCUAGAAGCCAAAGAGAGGAUUAUGUCCACUAAGGCCUCGGCACUGAAAACCAGUAAACUCUCUAUCACGCAUGAUCUUACAAACAGGGAACUGUUUCAGAGAAGCAAUUUGAUAAAAUUCGCCGAGGAAAAAAAUAAGCUUGGAAUGAAAACAAUUCUGAAGGGCAAUAAGCUCAAAGUUAAUGACGACUGGUACCUCUGGGAUACUCAGUCGAACACUGUAACUCAAAUUCGUCCUAUACGCAAGAAAACCAAUAAUACUAACCACUCUCAACCCCCCUCAGCCCAGCCCGGCAGCAGCAACCUAUUCAAUCAUAUUACGUCACCAGAAGCUGAUAUUUUAUGCGUAUGUGAAACUUGGUCAACCUGUACAGUUAAACUACCAAACGGCUGGCAAAACUAUCACUCAUUCUGUGCUAAUGCAAUAAAAGAGAAAAGUACCGGAAGAGCUAAUGGUGGACUUGCUAUUUUUGUAAGAAACGAGAUCAAGCAAGAACCCUAUACGAGUUGGAUAGCUGGAUUUUUGUUCACGCCCUCGAAAAAUAUAGCUACAUCCCUGGAACUUCUCCAAACUGUUUUAGAUGAAAUAGCGGACACGUAUGGACACCUACCUACUCUUCUGACAGGAGAUUUUAAUGCAAGACUGGGCGCUCUUAAACCACUACCUGAAGAGAUAACCAAUGGUACCUUGUUAUCAUAUGAUAGAAGUACACUAGAUGAGCUAAUCACUCCUAGGGGUCGUACUCUGGCAGACUUCAUGGAUAACAAUGACUUUGUCAUAUUAAACGGAAGAACUAUCAUUGAUUCGCUUGCUCAAUAUACGUGCGCACACAUCGGACGUAGUGUCAUAGAUUUUGGAUGGAUCAACUCGGCCAAUAUUGCAGACAUCAUGGACUUGAACGUCAUACAAGAGGAAAAUCCCUCUGACCAUUUUCCUGUAAACAUUAGCCUACGACACACUUAUGAUAGCAAACAAGGACAGCCUGUCAAAUGCUCAUACGAGCUCACCUACCGCUGGAGAACCGAGCACAAAGAAAAAUACAAAGAAGCACUAAGAUUUUCAGAUAAAUUAGCUACGAAUUUUCAAGAAAAAAAUGCUGAACAACUCAGUGAGAAAUUGAUGUCAGCCAUUAAGGAUGCAGCACAAAUAACAGACAUGACUGUUAAACGCACUCAGCGUCUCAUAAACCGUCCAAAAGAGUGGUUCGAUGCCGAAUGCAAAGAGAACUUAAAAAAAGUAAAGCAGCUUUUUAAAGUCUGUAAAUCAGCUGGCUUCAAUAAAUCAGAGAAGCUAACGAAGUCUAAGAAAAUUCAAGCAAACAAAAAAAAGUUAGAUAAUCUAGCAAAUACCAAAAACUCCAGGGAAUUCCGGAAAGCAAUAAGAGACUCCAGACCCUGGCAAGCGCAAGAAAACCCAAUUAAUAUGGAAUCAUGGGAGCAAUUUUACACUUCUACACUCGCCCCAGAUGUCCCAGAUGAUACGAUGUUCUUUGGAGUUGAUCAUCCUAUGAUGGAUCAAGAUUUUACAAUGGAAGAGUUAAAUAAAGUUUUAGCACGCGCAAAGAGUAACAAAACACCCGGGCCCGAUAAAAUACAAAACGAGUUUUUGAAAAAUUUGCCGUACAACUGGAAGAUGUUUACACUAUGCCUAUUAAAUAAAAUCUUAAGGCAAGAGAUUCCACCUGCUGACUGGUAUUCCACCCUACUAACAUUGAUUUAUAAGAACGGAGACAAACUAGAUCAUCAGAACUAUCGGGGUAUUGCUCUUGUCAACCACCUGGCCAAAAUACUUAUAGGACUGAUCAAUAACCGUCUUACAAAAUGGGUGGAAGACAAUAAGAUCAUCCCAGAAGCUCAAUCUGGUUCGGCUCAUUUGAGACUAAAGGUCAACGGCCAGUUAUCACAGGACUUUAAUAUCAAUGAAGGCGUGUUACAGGGCGAACUACUCAGCCCACUACUGUUCCUGAUCUUUACUGCUGAUCUGGAGUCGUUUUUAAGAGACAAUAAUUGUGAAGGUACGAAUAUUGACGGGGUGACGGAUAUCUUGCUGCUACUAUACGUCGAUGACCUGGUUAUUCUAGCAGCGUCAGCUGUGGACUUACAAAAGAAAAUCGACCUGCUCGACCUGUACUGUAGUAAAAAUCAGCUACAG
Molecule: messenger RNA, 3075 nt
Organism: Cotesia congregata
Lineage: Eukaryota; Metazoa; Arthropoda; Insecta; Hymenoptera; Braconidae
Source: the annotation of a GenBank genome assembly